This is a messenger RNA of Paecilomyces variotii, 1233 nucleotides long. RefSeq names its product 1-aminocyclopropane-1-carboxylate deaminase. NCBI's taxonomy places the organism in Eukaryota, Fungi, Ascomycota, Eurotiomycetes, Eurotiales, Thermoascaceae. Gene Ontology annotation, molecular function: D-cysteine desulfhydrase activity. The record is from RefSeq and is a predicted model, not a curated record. The transcript has a single exon. Bases 1 to 1233 code for a protein of 410 amino acids.
AUGUCGAGUUUAGAUCUCCCAUCCCCUUUCUCUGAAAUCCCUCUAUAUCCGCUACAAUACCUCCAUCCCUCUCCGAUCCAUCCACUCCCUCAUCUCUCCGCAUCCGCCACGGAUGCAGCAAACGCAAAAGACACGACCGAUGUCCCAAACUCGAGUUCACAUCCACGCAUAAACAUAUGGUGCAAACGAGAAGACCACGGCUCUCCACUCGCUUGCUCCGGGAACAAGUAUCGCAAACUCGAAUACAUCGUCCCGGACAUCCUCCGUCCACAGGAAGACGGAAGGAAAGUGACGACGCUCGUGACCGAAGGCGCUAUACAAAGCAAUCACACAGUACAAGUUGCUUCUGUAGCUGCGAUUCUUGGGCUCAAGGCCGUCGUGCUUCUUCACAAGGGCACAGGCGGUGGAUUGCGUUCGACAACUAAUCCAGAGGUGUUCCAGCAAACGGGUAACGUGCAGGUGGUACGCAUGCUCGGUGCAGAGGUUAGGAUGCUGGAACCGGAUGAAGCCGCCGACGAUAAAGACCCAGUCGAACCUAUUUUGCAGGAUCUACGCGUCAAGGGGCAUGUCCCGUACUGGAUCCCUUCGGGUGCAAGCCUGCAUCAUCUCGGUGGUCUGGGUUACGCACGUUGUGCAUUCGAAAUCGCGAAGCAGGAACUUGAGGAGUCUCAACGCGGAACAUUGAAGGGAAGUGGACAGUUCGACUAUAUCUUCGUCUCGUUUGGCAGUGGCAGUACCGUAGCUGGAUUGAUCGCCGGCUUCGAGUUGCUGGAAAAGACGCGAGAAGAAGAAAGACAAAGUGAAGACGGAAAACAGUUCCCUAAGCGCCAGAUCAUCGGUAUUAUGAGUUCUCCAACAAAACCAAAGCCAUAUCAUGAAGAACGCGUUGUUCGCUUCGCUCGCACUGCGGGGGGGAUGAUUGGACUUGAGCCUCAGAACGAUAUCUCCCUGGACGAUGUCCGACUUGAUGAUCGUUUCGUGGGCUCCGCGUAUGGACAGCUAGAUCCAGAUACGAAGGCUGCCUUAAAUAGGGUGGCGCAAACGGACGGCCUCAUUGGUGAUCCUGUCUAUACAGGCAAGACUCUUCGGGGCUUGUUACAUUGGGUGGAAAGCGGGGAGAUUGUUCGAGAUUGGUCUGCGCGAAGUGGUGCGACCGUAAACAGCAAAGAAUUGAAUGUAUUGUUUAUACAUACCGGAGGACAAUCUGCAUUGGCAGCUUAUUCCGAUGCAUAA